Messenger RNA from Maylandia zebra (zebra mbuna), 1007 nucleotides. NCBI's taxonomy places the organism in Eukaryota, Metazoa, Chordata, Actinopteri, Cichliformes, Cichlidae. The record is from RefSeq and is a predicted model, not a curated record.
UGAAUAGUAUACAUUUUUCAGGGAAUGGCACCAAUGUCUGCUGCGGAGAAGCAGCGGCGCUACCGAGCACGUCGUGAUGCUGACCCUGAGAGAAGACAGAUAUAUCUCAAUAAAGAGAAAGAGAAGUGGAGAAAGGACAGAGAGGAAGGGGGAAAAAAAGAAAGUGGCAGAUCUCAGUGAACGACAGAAGAGAGCACAGAGAAAGCAGUGGCGAGAAAGGAAAAGAAAGCAGAGGGCUAGUGCCAAAGGCAGGACAGAAUUUGAGGCUAUGAAUACUCCUCCCCUAAGUCCAGAAUAUUCCCUAGAGCCAGAAAAUGCCCCGCAACCAGGACCCUCAAGGCAAUACAUUGUUGGACGAAGGAAUAUUAGACAGGGAAGAAGGAGACUCAAGAAUGAAAUUAAAGAGCUAAAGGCCUUGUUGGAAAAGGAAAAGAGAAAAAAAGAAAAAUACAAGAAGAGGUGCCAGCGUUUGGGUGGGGAAAAAAAAUCCCCACGUUCUAAAGUGGAUGCACUGCUGCGUCAUGAAACAGUUAGCAACACAAUUAGGAAAAGACUAUUACUGCAGGAAUCAAUCAUUGAGGAAAUCAGGAAUAAAUACAAAAACACCAAAAAGGAACGAGAGAGGCAAAUUAUUGCAAAAACGACAAUAGGAAAAAUUAUAAAGAAAUACAGGCUACAGAGGGCUGCACAGACAGCUCUAGGCUUUUCAAAAAAGCGUGGUCAAAGAUAAGAUGGAGGGCUCAUAACCUUUGAAAGAAAGGAAAGCAAUAGAUUACCAGUUGAUUGCAAGCAGAAAAUAAAGGCCUUCUUCUUAAGAGAUGACGUCAGUCGGAUGACAACAGGACGAAAGCAAACUAACUCAAAAGAAAAUAAAAAAACAGAAACGUUUGCUAACUGAUUCACUGAAGAAUCUGCACCAUAAGUUUCUUUCAGAAACUGAGCAUCAGGUCUCAUAUUCUUGUUUCUGCACCUUAAGACCAUUUUGGGUUGUGGUGCCCACAGAAGCU